Molecule: messenger RNA, 7002 nt
Organism: Phycodurus eques (leafy seadragon)
Lineage: Eukaryota; Metazoa; Chordata; Actinopteri; Syngnathiformes; Syngnathidae
Product: plexin-A1-like
Exons: 32
Coding region: 16-5694 (1892 amino acids)
Biological process (GO): regulation of GTPase activity; regulation of cell migration; semaphorin-plexin signaling pathway involved in axon guidance
Cellular component (GO): semaphorin receptor complex
Molecular function (GO): protein binding; semaphorin receptor activity
Source: RefSeq, a predicted model, not a curated record
CUUCCCAUCACAGUCAUGCCUUCACCUCUCAUCUUCACCAUUUUCCUCUUCCUCCUCCCUCUGUCCAUGACCUCCUCUUCCUCUCGCGUCCCCCCUCUCCUGUCUUUCUCCCCACCAGAAGGGGGGCUUACACAUUUGGUGGUUCAUAAUAAAUCUGGCGAGAUUUACCUGGGCGCCGUCAACUGGAUCUACAAGCUGUCGAGCAACCUCACCAAGCUACGAAGCCAUGUUACUGGUCCUGUGACAGACAAUCCUCGCUGUUACCCUCCGCCUGGCGUCCAGUCGUGCCCUCAUGAGCUCGUGCAGACUCCCAAUAUCAAUAAACUUCUGCUUCUUGAUGAUGCCCACAACCGCCUAAUUGCCUGUGGGAGUACUUCCCAGGGAAUUUGCCAGUUCCUUCGUCUGGAUGAUUUAUUCAAACUCGGCGAGCCCCACCACCGUAAGGAGCAUUAUCUAUCCAGUGUUGCUGAGGCAAGCACCAUGUCUGGGGUAGUGAUCUCCCCCGACGCUUUUGGCGGGGGUGGGAAACUUUUUGUUGGCACUCCCAUUGAUGGGAAGUCGGAGUACUUUCCAACUCUGUCGAGCCGCAAAUUAAUGUCCAACGAGGAGAAUGCUGACAUGUUCAGCUUUGUCUACCAGGAUGAGUUUGUAUCCUCGCAGCUGAAGAUUCCAUCAGACACGCUCUCCAAAUUCCCGGCAUUUGACAUCUACUACAUCUAUGGCUUCAACAGUGAGCAGUUUGUCUAUUAUCUGACUUUACAACUUGACACCAAACUCACGUCACCUGAUGCCGGCAGUGAGCAGUUUUUCACCUCGAAGAUUGUUCGGCUUUGCGUGGACGAUCCCAAGUUCUACUCCUACAUUGAGUUCCCUAUCGGCUGCACCAAGGAUGGAGUGGAGUAUCGCUUGAUCCAGGAUGCUUAUUUGGCUCAACCGGGGUCCCGUUUGGCUCAAUCGCUUGGUAUUCAAGAGCACGAGGAGGUUCUUUUUGCUGUAUUUGCCCAGGGCCAGAAGAACAGAACCAAGCCACCCAAGGAGACGGCUUUGUGUCUGUUCACAAUGAGAGAGAUAAAGGAGAAGAUUAAAAUAAGGAUUCAGUCAUGCUACAGUGGAGUAGGCACACUCUCCCUGCCCUGGUUGCUCAACAAGGAGCUGUCCUGCAUCAACUCCGGUAAGUUUCCGUUGCAGAUUGACGAUCAUUUCUGCGGCCAUGACUUCAACCAGCCUCUAGGGGGCACCACCACCAUCGAGGGCGUCCCACUGUACGUGGAUAAGGACGACGGCAUGACCUCUGUGGCGGCCUACGACUACCGUGGACACACCGUGGCGUUCAUGGGCACUCGUGGUGGGCGUAUGAAAAAGACCCUUGUCAACUCUGUUUCCCAGCCGGCUUUGCUGUAUGAAAACGUCCUUGUGAGCGACGGGAACCCCAUCCUGAAAGAUUUGCUCUUCAGCCCAGAUCACCAGUACUUGUACACUCUCACUGAUCAACAGGUUACACGAGUACCUGUGGAGAGCUGUGAGCAGUACACUUCCUGUGCCGCUUGUCUGGGAUCAGGGGACCCUCACUGUGGCUGGUGUGUGCUGCACAACAUAUGUUCGAGAAAGGAUCACUGCGAGCGUGCAGAGGAACCUCAGCGUUUCACCACGAGAGUGGAUCAGUGUGUCCGACUCUCUGUCCAACCCGACACCAUCUCAGUCACCAUGUCAGAAGUGCAGUUGGUACUGCAGACCCAGAAUGUGCCCAGUCUGUCCGCUGGAGUAAACUGCUCUUUUGGAGACUACGUAGAAACAGAAGGACGCAUCUACGGUGGUCGGAUCUUCUGCUUGUCCCCCUCUGCAAAAGAGGUGGCUCCCAUCACGCACAACCAAGGUGACCGGCGUGUAAUCAAACUGUUUCUGAGGUCAAAGGAGACAGGGAAGACGUUUGCCAGCGUGGACUUUAUCUUCUACAACUGCAGUGUCCACCGAUCGUGCCUGUCCUGUGUGGAUGGAAAGUUCCCUUGUCACUGGUGCAAAUAUCGCCACAUGUGCACACAGGAUGCCAGCGACUGCUCCUUCCAGGAAGGACGCGUCAACACCUCACAGGAGUGUCCUCAAAUCCUGCCCUCGACUCAGAUCUAUAUACCUGCUGGAGUUAUGACGCCAAUCACGCUGCUGGCACAGAACCUGCCCCAGCCACAGUCCGGACAGAGGAACUACGAGUGUAUUUUUCACAUUCAAGGCGACACGCUCAGCGUCCCGGCCCUGAGGUUCAACAGCACAAGCAUCCAGUGUCAGAAGAGCACAUAUGACUACGAGGGCAGUGAUAUCAGUGACCUCCCAGUUGACCUUUCCGUGCUGUGGAAUGGAAACUUCGUCAUCGACAAUCCCUUCAACAUCCAAGCCCACUUGUAUAAGUGCAGAGCACUGCGGGACAGCUGUGGCAUGUGUCUGAAGGCAGAGCCCCGGUUCGAGUGUGGCUGGUGUGUCCAGGACAAGAAGUGCUCCCUCAGGCAGGAAUGCACGAUCGGCGCCAAUUCCCACCUCCCCCUGCAGCUGGCUGAUGGGGGAGGCUGGAUGCAUGCUGCAUCUGGAAACAGCAGAUGCACCCACCCCAAAAUCACUAAGUUGUUUCCUGACACUGGACCCCGCCAAGGGGGAACCAGAGUGACCAUCCGAGGAGAAAAUUUGGGUCUCCACUUCAGCGACAUCCAGAUGGGCGUCAGGUUAGGCAAGGUGCCCUGCGUCCCCAUCGAGACAGAGUACCUGAGUGCUGAGAGAAUAGUGUGUCAUCUGAAGGACGCGACAGGAUACAGAGUACAAGAGGCUCAGGUGGAGGUGUGUGUAAGAGACUGCGUUAAUGACUACAGGGCCCUGUCCCCCAGGCCAUUCACUUUCGUGACGCCAUACUUCACCGGCAUCCAACCUUCUCAGGGUCCCAUUUCUGGGGGCACCCGUGUCACUAUAGAGGGGAGCUACCUCAAUGCAGGCAGCUCUGUUUCUGUCAGCAUUGGACCACAAACCUGCCAUUUUAAAAAGAGGAAUGCCCAUGAGAUAGUGUGCAUAACACCGGCUGGCCUGGCUCCAGGAAGUGCACCUGUCUUGGUGGACAUAGAUGACGCUGACCUCAGAAACCCGGAGGUCAAGUUUAACUAUACCGAAGACCCCACUGUGCUGAGGAUUGAACCGGACUGGAGCAUUGCCAGUGGUGGAACUCUUCUGACAGUGAGCGGGACCAACCUAGCAACCAUCCGGGAACCAAAGAUCAGGGCCAAGUAUGGGCAGGCAGAGUCUUUCCAUAACUGUACCGUAUACAACAACUCAGUCAUGGUCUGCCUCGCUCCAUCUGUGGCCGACUCCGAGCUGAGUUUUCCCGAAACCGGCACCGGUCCUGAUGAGAUUGGGUUUUACAUGGACAAUGUGAACUCCUUAGUGGUGGUCAACGAGACUUUCAGCUACUAUCCCGACCCCGUGUUUGAACCGCUGAGCUCAUCUGGGAUAAUGGAGCUCAAACCAACUUCUCCGCUGAUACUUAAGGGUCGUAACCUGAUCCCGGCAGCCCCAGGUAACAGUCGACUGAACUACACGGUGUUCAUUGGAGAGACUCCGUGCGUCCUCACCCUGUCUGAGAGCCAAUUGCUGUGCGAAUGGCCCAACCUUACCGGACAACAUAAAGUCACGAUCCGAGCCGGCGGGUUCGAGUACUCCCCGGGUACUCUUCAAAUCUACUCGGAUAGUUUGCUGACACUGCCUGCCAUCAUCGGGAUCGGAGGUGGCGGUGGGAUGCUGUUAUUGGUCAUCAUCGCUGUGCUGAUAGCUUAUAAGAGAAAAUCAAGAGACGCUGACCGCACCCUGAAACGUCUUCAGCUGCAGAUGGACAACUUGGAGUCCAGAGUGGCCCUGGAAUGUAAAGAAGCUUUUGCCGAACUCCAGACAGACAUCCAUGAGCUAACACAAGAACUGGACGGCGCCGGAAUUCCCUUCUUGGACUAUCGGACGUAUGCCAUGAGGGUGUUGUUCCCGGGCAUCGAGGACCACCCUGUGCUCAAGGAGAUGGAGGUCCAGGCAAAUGUUGAAAAGGCUCUGACUUUGUUUGGCCAGCUGCUCACAAAGAAGCACUUCCUGUUGACAUUCAUUAGAACGCUGGAGGCACAGAGAUCUUUUUCAAUGCGGGACCGAGGGAACGUGGCGUCCCUGAUCAUGACGGCCCUGCAGGGGGAGAUGGAGUAUGCCACGGGAGUCCUGAAGCAGCUUUUGUCUGAUCUGAUUGACAGAAACCUAGAGAGUAAAAAUCAUCCCAAGCUGCUUCUCAGGAGAACGGAGUCUGUUGCUGAGAAAAUGCUGACCAACUGGUUUACGUUCCUUUUAUAUAAGUUCCUCAAGGAGUGUGCAGGCGAGCCUCUUUUCAUGCUUCACUGUGCCAUCAAGCAACAGAUGGAGAAAGGACCGAUAGACGCCAUCACAGGAGAGGCUCGCUAUUCUCUCAGCGAGGACAAGCUCAUCAGGCAACAGAUUGACUACAAAACGCUGACGUUGCACUGUGUGAACCCAGAGAACGAGAAUGCCUCUGAGGUGACUGUUAAGUGUCUAAAUUGUGACACCAUCACUCAGGUCAAAGAGAAGCUGCUCGAUGCCGUCUAUAAGGGCAGCCCUUACUCUCUCAGACCCAAGGCUUCGGAUAUGGACUUGGAAUGGCGCCAGGGUCGAAUGGCUCGAAUUAUUCUGCAGGAUGAAGACGUCACAACAAAGAUAGACAAUGACUGGAAAAGACUCAACACGCUGGCUCACUAUCAGGUGACAGAUGGCUCAGUGAUUGCACUGGUGCCAAAGCAGAACUCGGCCUAUAACAUCUCCAACUCAUCCACCUUCACCAAGAGCCUCAGCAGAUACGAGAGCAUGCUGAGAACAGCCAGUAGUCCAGACAGCCUUCGAUCCCGGACACCCAUGAUAACCCCUGACCUGGAGAGUGGAACUAAAUUGUGGCAUCUGGUGAAGAACCACGACCAUUCGGACCAGAGGGAGGGCGACCGGGGCAGCAAGAUGGUAUCCGAGAUCUACCUGACCAGGCUCUUGGCUACAAAAGGCACAUUACAGAAGUUUGUGGAUGACCUUUUCGAGACCAUCUUCAGCACGGCCCACAGAGGCAGCGUCUUGCCGCUGGCCAUUAAGUACAUGUUUGAUUUCCUGGAUGAGCAGGCAGACAAACACGCCAUCACAGACUACGAUGUGCGACACACCUGGAAGAGCAACUGCCUCCCUCUGAGGUUCUGGGUGAAUGUGAUCAAGAACCCCCAAUUUGUGUUUGACAUCCAAAAGAACAGCAUCACGGAUGCCUGUCUGUCUGUGGUGGCCCAGACCUUCAUGGACUCCUGUUCCACAUCUGAACACAAACUGGGAAAAGAUUCACCGUCCAACAAGCUCCUCUACGCUAAAGACAUCCCCAACUACAAGAAUUGGGUGGAGAGGUAUUACUCCGAUAUCUCCCGUAUGCCAGCCAUCAGCGAUCAGGACAUGAGUGCCUACCUAGCAGAGCAGUCCCGCCUGCACCUCAGCCAGUUCAACAGCAUGUCUGCACUGCACGAGAUCUACUCUUACAUCAUCAAAUACAAAGACGAGAUCCUGUCAGCGUUACAGAAAGAUGAGCAGUCACGAAGACAGCGGCUACGCGGCAAAUUGGAGCAGGUCAUUGACACCAUGGCAUUAGCGAGCUGAGGGUUAAACCGGUCGGUCACUCGGCUCGGAACGCCGGACAAGAAGCCUUCUUCUAGACAGCUUUGCGCUCCCGGACAUUUGAAAUCUGAGCUUGUCGCUGUUCUGAAAACAAAUGACAGGCAAAGAACACUUCAAGGUUAAUGAAGAGACAGCAAAGGAUGGAAUGAUUUGAUUACCUUUUUUUUUUUUUUUUUUUUUUUUUAACUGAGCUGCAAACCAAGCCUGGAACAACCAAAUUGAUCGGAUACUCGCCCAUUUUGACUCCAGUCCAGCAGAGGGCAGCGGUUAGGUUCCGUGGACGCAAUCAGGACCACGACCAAGGUGCAAAUUCAACAGGCUUAAUCUGUGAUCAGACAAAAGAAAGCAAGAUACUUGAUCCCAACGUGGGAUUUUCCUUUCCUGUCGCCAUUUUCCAGGGGGAGCUCAUGCACAUCCAGUGUGACUCCUCAUCAGGGUGGACACUGAGGAGGAAGAACUUUUGCUGUGGGAAAACUCUUCCUCUGGCACUGAUAAAAACUGCAUACCAACUGACAUGGACUCAUUACAUGUCAAAAUGUUUUAUUUGGAAGUUUUAAAACCCUGCUUUUGGUUCAUUGCCAUAUUCGAUUCCAUCCCCACCAAACUGCCUCCUCUCCUUUGUGCUGUGCCACUCGUGUUUCUGCUGAAUUUGCACAACAAAGCUAAAUCAAAAGAGAGCAAAGGAUAUAUGAACACAUUUAUAGCUAUAUAAAUACGGACCUUCUUGUUUGAGUUGACAGAGAUGUUUUGCAUUUAAUGUACAAAUGAUAGGUUUGACAGGAUUUCAUAUUUCAAAAUGUGGAAAAAAAAAACAAGGAAAAGUUGUUAUGUGCCAUGUUUUGCUUUGAAUGUUGUUUAGUGCAAAGAGAUUUCAUUUCUUUAGAUAAAAUGUGGUAUAAAAUGUCAUGAUAGUGAGACUUAAAAAAAUAGGUACAUGGCAAAAAUAGACAUGAAUUGCAGAAACCUUCUAUAUUUCAUGACGUUUUCUACAAUAUCCAAACAUGUUUGGUCAUUUUUGAGCCAAGCGACCCAGAAAAAUCAAAAUCUUUGACACAAGGACCCUGCAAAAUAGCCAAUUUAGAGGCAGGAUAUUACACAGUGAGCCAACAUCACCGCUUUGCACCAUUAGAUGCAUCUGGUGUGAUGUAUAGAAUAGAUCGGAUAUUGACAAUUACUUUCACCACACCACCUUCUUGAAGUUUCGGUGGUACAUUUUUCUGUUCAGUUCCUAAUAGUAUGCCUUUGUUUCCAUUGUAAAGAGUGCGUCCAACUCAAACCACCCCAAAUUUC